AUGCCAGCCUAUAAAAGCAACUUGGAAGUGCAGAUCAAGCAAGAUCAGAAGUAGGGGAUGGGUCUGAUUGAUCAUGAGCAGACUGACACGUUCCCAGUGUGGAAAUUUAAAGGAGGUUCAACCACGAUAUAUGAAGAGAAUCAAGUCUACACCGAGAGUGCUGAGAUGUUGCCCAAUAAGAAUCAGCUCCUUAAAGUGAGCAAAUCAAAAAAUCAAUACGAAAUCCUGUUGUCUGUAAUGCAGCCACCCUUCAUGGUGGUCAAGGACAUCAAAUCAUCCAAUGGGCCAGAAUAUCCCCUUGUAGUUAAUUCUAUCAUUCGUCUGGGAAGAGUUGAGUACAAGGUCAUUGAAGAACGCAAUAAACACUUGCAGACCUUCAAAGCUCCCUGCUCCAUCAAGAGCUCCUUCCUCAGCGACUCCAAUGUGACAUAUCAAUGUAAGUUUUGUUUCAUGGAAGGAAGGCAGAGCAAGGACCAACUCUUUCUUACUAAUAUCUGUCGUUGUGCUGGCAACGGAUAGGCUGUUCAUCUGGAGUGUUUGCGUUAUUGGGUAGAUUCAAAUAUCAACAAAGAAGUAACUCAAUUUGGUUUGACUCUUAAAUGGAACAAACAACACGAAUGUUCCAUCUGUAAAGAAGGUCUCCCAAUACGAGUUCAGUAUGAGGAUGAAUUCUACGAUCUUUUUACACUUGAACGCCCUGAUUUGCAAUACAUCCUUGUUGAAAACAUCAAUAAGGACAAGAAUUUAUGCAAUGAAGUCUAUUUAAUCCACAGUCUCCUCAUGGACAACAUCAAAAUCGGAAGAGGAUUCCAAAGCGACAUCAAAGCACAGGACAUCACAGUUUCUAGACACCAUGCCACCAUUAAAUUGACUGAUGGUAAUUUCGUAAUCUAGGACAACAAAAGUAAAUUUGGGACUCUUGUAUCCAUAGACAAGAAAGUUUCUAUUGAUUGUGCUGCUUGUAGUUUGUAGAUUGGCAAAAUACUAAUCAAUCUUAUUUAAGCUGAUUAAAUUUAAAAAGGUGCUCCUUCAACCUAACACAAACUUACUCAACUACCUUAAAUAAAUAAAUAAUUAGAUGAAGAUGAACCACAAAUGGAUGAUGAUUCUUUUCAAUUAGAAAAUAAAUGA
Molecule: messenger RNA, 1131 nt
Organism: Paramecium tetraurelia
Lineage: Eukaryota; Ciliophora; Oligohymenophorea; Peniculida; Parameciidae
Exons: 9
Molecular function (GO): protein binding; zinc ion binding
Source: RefSeq, a predicted model, not a curated record